AGAAUGAGACCUCCACAGCAGAAGGGCUGACAAGGAGGCAGACAUUUAGAAAUAUUUAGGAGGUAAAUCAAGCAGGAUUUGGAGAUUGACAGUAUUCAAGAGGAGGAAAACUGGGACCCCAAGAAUGAUGCCAAGGCUUUAAAAGAAUCAGUGCAGCAGCCAUCUCUUUUUGGUUUUGUGGGUUCCUCUGGUCCAAAGGCACAGAAAUGGCCCCUGGACCCCUCUGCUGCCCUACAGUUCAUUCAGGACCUACUUACGGCGACCCUCAUAGGUACCAGGACCUGUGCUGUGCUCUGAGGGACCUGCUUCCCGUGCUGAAGGGGAGUAGCUCUGAUCGUGGAGGCAGACACGGUCUGACCACAGUUGCCAUCGCGUAAAGGAUGCUCUGGCGUGAAGGAGGGCGGGAUCCGAGGAGUCUUUACGCGGAGACACCUAAGCGGGGUCUUCCGGAAGAACAGGAGUUUGCCCGCGUGGAAGGAGUCGGGCAGAGCGAAUGAAAGCAGAGGUGAAGCAUGAGGAAAGGCCAUAAGACGAACCAAGAAAUAAGAAAGAGGGCUGCCGAGCGAGCGGCUGGAGCGCUGGGGGUAUGAAGUCCAGGAUCCGUGUGUGACGCGCCAGUCUGGGCAGCGCGUGGAGACCGUCCUGGCGUUUGGAUUUAUCUCCCAGCCAACGAGGAAAGACACGAUACAGCCCCAACUCACAGGUCAGAUCCAGGGAAGGUAGCCGAAAAGCCUCGGGCUAGAGCGGAGGGAGGGGGUACCCCCACUUAGGGACCUCAGAGUCCCUGGACCCAAAUCCCGGGGAAGCGGCCGCUUUGGGCAAAACCAUUCUUAAGAGGUGGAGAGGGGAGAAUAGCCUGCCUUGGGAGCCCAAGCCCGUGGAACCAGCUGAAACGUUUACUCGCUUCUUCUCUUCGCCUUUCUCUUACUUUUGCGCUCUCUUUCCGCCCCCAUUGGCUCUCUCCCCCGAGCCUCCCCUCGUCUCGGGCACCACCAGUUGCUCCUAGGCCACCCCCCCACGCGUGGUACCGCCCGGCGGGCGCACAGCUAGGCACAGGUUAUAAAGGCCGGGCUGCGACAGGCAGCCGACUGCGGACACAAGAUGCGCCCGAAAGAGUUGGGGCAGGGAUGCGCCGGGCACGGGCCGGGACCCGGGGAUCCCGGAGCAGUCACCCCUGCUCCUCCGUCCGCAGCCAAUCCCGCUCCACAGCCUUCCACCGAGCCUGAACCCGUCCCUGCGCAGGCACCCGAGGCUGGACAGGGAGCAGGAUACGGAUCCAGUUGCGUCUCAGGACCCCCGGAAGGCGCUCGCCGGGCCUCCGAGUCUGGAUCCAAGGCAGGAGCCCAGCGCACGUCUGCAUUCUCCGUCGACCAGGGGAAUGCACAGUCCGUGCUCGACAACUCGGACGUGCCGUGGACUCGCUUUAUAUUCCGAGGACCUUUUGGUUCCCAAGCCAGUGGCUUGGGGACUGGAAAGGCGGCGGGCAUCUGGAAGACGCCAGCUGCCUGCAUCAGCCGGCGGCCUGAGGUGUCUGGCCCCGAGCGCACCGCCUUUAUUCGAGAGUUAGAGGAAGCACUGUGUCCCGACCAGCCCCUGCCAGUCAAGAAGAUCACCCAAGAAGAUGUCAAAGUGAUGAUGAAUUUGCUAGAGGAGAGAGAACGGGACCUGAACACUGCAGCUCGCAUUGGCCGGUCCCUGGUGAAACAGAACAGUGUUCUGACGGAGGAGAACAGCAAGCUGGAAGCCAUGCUGGGCUCGGCCAGGGAGGAGAUUUUACAUCUCAGGCACCAGGUGAGCCUGCGGGAUGACCUUCUCCAGCUUUACUCGGAUUCUGAUGAGGAGGAGGAGGAGGAGGAGGAAGGUGAAGAGGAGGAGGAAGAAGAAGAGGAAGAAGAGGAGGAGGAAGAUGGGGAGGAAGAAGAAGAGCAGAGGACCCCUCUGGCAGAGUCAGAGUUGCACUGCUGCCCGCAGCUGGAAGCCCUGCAGGAGCAGCUGAGGCUGCUGGAGGAGGAGAACGAGCAGCUGCGAGAGGAGGCCUCCCAGCUCGACGACCUUGAGGAGGAGGAGCAGAUGCUCAUUCUGGACUGCGUGGAGCAGUUUUCGGAGGCCAGCCAGCAGAUGGCCGAGCUGUCGGAGGUGCUGGCGCUCCGGAUGGAGAACUUUGAGCAGCAGCAGAGGGAGGUCGCCCAGCUGCGGGCCCAGGUGGUGAAGCUGCAGCAGUGCUGCCGGUCGUAUGGGGUGGAGACUGAGAAGUUGCAGCAGCAGCUGGCUUCCGAGAAAGAAAUCCAGAUGCAGCUCCAGGACGAGCUGCAGGACCUUCGGGAGAAGUACUCAGAGUGUGGGGGCAUGCUGAUUGAGGCCCAGGACGAGGUGAGGACACUCCGCCAGCAAGCCCCCGUGUCCACUGGCUCUGUCACCCACUACACGUACACUGUACCUCUGGAGGCGCUUCCUGACUUUCAGGAGACCCUGGCUGAGGAGCUCAGAAUGUCUAUAAGGAGGAUUAUCUCAGACCGGGUGUUUUUUAUGGAAAGGAAUUAUGAAGUGACUCCAGAGGAGACAUCAGACCUGGGGUAUGAGCUGCGCUACAGUGAGGAGCGAGAGCAGAAGCAGGGCCUCGAGGCCGAGGAGGGGCUGAUGCCGGCCGAGGAGUUCGUGCCUGCGGAGGAGUUGGUGCCCGAGGAGGAGGAGCUGGGGGUCACCGAAGAGGCGGUGCCGGCUGAGGAGGGGGUGUCGGAAGAGGCCGAGCUGGUGUCCGAGGAGGCCGAGGCCUGGGAGGAGGUGGAACUGGAGUUGGAUGAGGCAACGCGGACGAGCAAGGUGACCUCAGCCCUGGGGGCCGGCGGCUUGGGGCCCUCACACCUGGACAUGAAGUAUGUCCUCCAGCAGCUGGCCAACUGGCAGGAUGCCCAUUACAGGCAGCAGCUGAGGCAGAAGAUGCUCCAGAAAGGUGAGUGCUCCCAUGGGGGCCUCCCUCCAGCCAGUUGGACAAACUGCAGAUCGUCAAGCAGAUGAAAGGUGAGGGUAGGUGAGCCCCUCAAGUGCUCACUUACCCCACGCUGGCCCUCCCCAGCGUGCUGAUUUGCAUGGACUUUGCAUAUCAUUUACAUAGGCACCUUGGGUCCCCCUUGGUAGGAACUGUGGCCCCGAUGCUUACUUAUGUGGAAUUUGCAUAGGAUUCUAGAUCUCCUCCCUCUUCUCUCCUGGGGCUGGGCUGGGGGUCAGGGGCUGGGACUGCAGCCCCCCACAGCGCCUCAGCUUCCUGUCUCUGCCCCCCCCCUUCCCCCGUCCCCAUCCCACCUCCCUCAUCCCCAAGGCUCCCCAACCCUGCAGCAGUGGCAGCAGCAGGCCAACACAAACAUGGGGGCGGGAUCGCAGAGCAGCAGCCUGGGGUGCCAACCUAGGACUUUUGGAGGCUGGAGGAGGAAAGGGCCAACCACCCUCCCAGGGCCUGGGAGGAAGAGGGGCCUUCUCGGGCCACCCAGGCCAUUGGGACGAAGGCCUCCACCAGCAAGGGCCACCGUCGGACCAGCCCCCUGGGUGAGUCUGAAGGUGGGCUAGGGUCUCCUACAGGGUGAUGGGGGUGGGAUUAGGGUCUCCUCUCCCCAGCUGGAAACCCCAGAGGUUGGGGAGCAGCACCUGCUGAGCGCAGGCCGUGUGCUGGGCCGUGCGAGCCUUCUCUUCAGGGAGCUCCCAGAGAUACCAAAGAUGAGUUAGCGACGGAAUUGUCUCCUCUAACCCUUGCAUCCCUGUAGGUAGGUAUUAUCCCCAUUUGGUGAGGAAACUGAGGUUCAGAGAGGAACGUUCAAGGUCACUGAGCCUGUUUUCUUGAUGUCUUCCCCGACUCAUCUCUCCCCUCUCACCCUGUCCUGGGUCAGCCAUGAAGUUUAUAACCUGUUGGCAGCCUCACCAUUACAUCUGGCCUGCCCUGCCUCUGAUGGCCCUUUGGUCCCUGCUGGGUGGCCUCCUCAGGGUCGCCAUGUAAGGUUGUACAGGUUGAAAACGGUACAGGGACCUCUGCGGCCAGGCAGUGGACCACCUACGUGACUGCCAGUGGUGGCUGUCUCUGUCCCAUACAGCUGACCAGGCCCAGCCCCUGCCUGCUGCCCAGGCCAGGCCUCUGGUCCUCAGACUCCCGGUUCACAUCCGCCCCUUCUCUUCCAGGCUUUGCUGUUUCCCAGCAGCCUGCAGAGGCCCCACAGACAGCCUGAGGGCCCUCCUUCCGCAGCCAGGCCAAGCCCCCCCCAGACCCUCUUUCCCAGGCUCCGAAACAGGACCCCUGGUCUGUUACCAGCCUACCUUCUGUCCUGAUGAACCGGGGCCAGAACUUGGGGCCUCGACCUCUUCUGGGACAGGCUGAAGGAACCCCAACCCUCGUCCUGUGGCUGGUGCAGGAGCUGUGGCUGCUGGGCCUGGAUCACAUGGUGGCCCAGAGGGUGUAAGAAGCCCCGGGGGAGGCCCACCAGCUACCAGAUCCAGCUCUGAGCUGGAGGUGGGGCUGGCCCUGGGCGUAGGAAGCUGUUCUGAGCUCACAAGGUGCCCCCUAAUUAAAGUCCUUGCUGACUCUUAGGGACCUGGUCGUCUUCUCUCAGUCUUGGCCCUUUCUCUUCAGUGCUUCACUAUCAGCGUUUGUAACUGGAAGGGUCUCUGUGUGGGUGAGGAGUCCCUCUGCCCAAGGGUGGGCCCACCCCCACCCCCACCCCCACCCCCUUGCCUGUGGCCUAUGUGUCCGGGCUCCCUUCCAAGGCCCUGUCACUCCGCCACAUCCUUCCUCAGUGCCCCUGGUUUCCUUGUUCUAGAUGUUUUUCCUUUUCUCACCGUUUACUCAUAAGCAGCUGGGCCCUGGGGCUCAGGCCCCUGUCCUUCCUGCCCGGCUCCCCGCAGUGCUUCUUAUGCUCCUGUUGCUUGUCAGCCUGUGUCUGUGCUGCUGCAGGAAAUAAAGGACCUGUGUGCUACCUGG
Sus scrofa (pig) is the source of this 4960-nucleotide messenger RNA. RefSeq names its product huntingtin associated protein 1 (gene HAP1). NCBI's taxonomy places the organism in Eukaryota, Metazoa, Chordata, Mammalia, Artiodactyla, Suidae. Gene Ontology annotation, cellular component: cytoplasmic vesicle; mitochondrion; dendrite. The record is from RefSeq and is a predicted model, not a curated record. Gene Ontology annotation, molecular function: myosin binding; signaling receptor binding. Gene Ontology annotation, biological process: neurogenesis; neurotrophin TRK receptor signaling pathway; anterograde axonal transport of mitochondrion.